AUGUCCUCAUCAGAGACAUGUCCUCAUCAGAGAGAUGUCCUCAUCAGAGACAUGUCCUCAUCGGAGAGAUGUCCUCAUCAGAGACAUGUGUUCUCAUCAGAGACAUCUGUCCUCAUCAGAGACAUGUGUUCUCAUCAGAGACAUCUGUCCUCAUCAGAGACAUGUCCUCAUCAGAGACAUGUGUCCCCAUCAGAGACAUCUGUCCUCAUCAGAGACAUGUCCUCAUCAGAGACAUCUGUCCUCAUCAGAGACAUGUCCUCAUCAGAGACAUCUGUCCUCAUCAGAUACAUGUUCUCAUCAAAGACAUGUGUCUUCUGUCCUCUGUCUCAGGACCUCUGUCCUCUGUCUCAGGACCUCUGUCCUCUGUCUCAGGACCUCUGUCCUCUGUCUCAGGACCUCUGUCCUCUGUCUCAGGACCUCUGUCCUCUGUCUCAGGACCUCUGUCCUUUGUCUCAGGACCUCUGUCCUCUGUGUCCCCUCCAUCUGAUUGGUCGAACACUAUCAUCUAAAUGA
Molecule: messenger RNA, 513 nt
Organism: Knipowitschia caucasica
Lineage: Eukaryota; Metazoa; Chordata; Actinopteri; Gobiiformes; Gobiidae
Source: the annotation of a GenBank genome assembly